AUGUCGUCACGCCAGGUUAAUCGGCCGACAAACAUCAAGCAGCGGGAUGAGGAUAUUGGUCGGAAACUUCAGCUUUAUGGAAUCGCCAACGCCUUUGGGCUUGGAAAAUUGCCAUCAAAUGAUCAGAUUGACACUACCUUAAACAGCCUUCUUUCUUCCAAAGCACUCUCAAGUCCUUCGGGGAAACUUUCUCCUGAGGGCCGAGCCUUGGUGGCCGAAUUUCGAGACGUUGUCAGCCAGGCGAAGUACCUGGUUCUAUCAAAGAACCAGGGAAAUCUACUUCAGGACUUCAUCUGGCAGACUAGCAACCAUGACUACAAGAGCAUACAGGCGCCUGGCUCUUCCGUCGACAAGGCAGUGGCAAAGACUGAUGGCGACCAGGCUCUUCAGGGCCUCAAAACGGUCGGAAACUUGGUCAUCACCAACGGGCAAUUUCGCAAGCUGUUGAAAGAUGCUUCUAUCAUCAUUAGAGACAUGGCUGCCGAUGGAGCUACUAAGUUCACUUCCAAGGUUAGACCGGGAGAAGAUGAUUUGGCGCAAAUCGAUGCGCCUGCCGCGGACAACACCUGGCAUGAAGCGCCGAAUUUCUCCAAGGAGAACAUGAGGAGCCGUGCACAGGCCGUCUAUAAGAAGAAGAACAACUCCGUCGAUGUCCCCGUUGGUGAUACUACGGAUGCGCCUGCCGCCGAUGGGGUCGACCAGGUGGUGGAAAAUAAGACUUCCAACUACCGCAGUCGUGGCAGGGAUUACCUUAGUACCAAAAUUCCCCAAGAGCGUAGGGACCAAGUCGUUUGGCGCCUAAAAAAAAUGGUCAUCGAGUGUCAACAGCACCCAGACUAUCAGCAGGCAGUCCAAACACUGCUCGACCUCGCCGAAAAAUACCAGGGCCACGCCCAAACAACGGCUUCAAGCUCUGCGUCAACUGUUCAGGGCGCCAGAUCAGCAUUGGCCAAGGCGGAGGCCGACUUGAAAACCCUCAUAGAGAGGUUCGCCAAUGGAACUUCGACUAACGGUCUCUGGGAUUCCAUCGGCGCCAUCUAUGAUGCAGCCAAAAUAGACCCCGAAUUGAAGGGGUGGUUCAGGGCACUCGAUCAAUACAUUCGGCGCUGCCUUCAGGAGAAGGGGUACAUCUUGGAGGAGAGCUCGACAAGUGACUGGGACAAAAUAUAUGAUCAUGGGAAAUAUCUCCUCAGGGGCAAAUACAACUCCCAGACAAACCGUGUUCUCGACGAGGUCAAAUUCGUCGGUGAGCAAUUCGAUAAGGACCCUCAAAACAAGGCAUUUGGCGAGUCUGUGAGAAGACUGCUUAUCGACCUGGGCAACGAUGAGAACGGGAAGCCAAAGUUCAAGCCCCAUCUUGUGAAGGACCUCACAAAUGUCAUCAUCCCGACCGCCCUGGAGAACAUCUCGUACAUUCCAAUUCCGCGAAUUGAGUACUCCGACCCUCAGAUUGAUGCCGUCAUCGAGAACCUCGUGUUUGAGAGCGACAAUUUCAUGCCGAACAUGGUACAUAUUUUCAACAGCAACAACAUGUCCUGGGGCCGCAAGAUGACAAAGGUCGGCAAGAACAAGCACACUGUACAGGUGAAGGUAGCUGGCAUUCAGACAGACCUCCGUAACGUCAGCUACUAUGUGAAGCGAAAGCAGGGGUUUCCUUCACUCACGGACAUUGGAAUAUUCAGCGUCUUGAUGGCCGGACAUGGCUUCAGCUUUCAACUGGGCCUGAGCACGGCUGAUGCUGUCGACGCACAGCAUUUCUUCAAGGUAGACAGCGUACACGUCGACAUUGACUACCUGAAAAUCAAGCUGCACAAGUCCCGUCACAAGAUGCUGUUCAAUCUCUUCAAGCCUCUUCUGAUGAGGAUUUUGCGGCCGACGUUGCAGAAGGUCCUAGAGAAGGCUAUCAGAGACAACUUUCACAAGUUUGAUGCGGCCCUUUACGAUAUCAAAAAGGAUGCCGAUCGGGUUGGCAAGGCAGCAGAGGGUGAUCCCGACAGCCCGACUCCGAACUCAUAUAGCCGUUUUUACCAAGCCGCCCAAAAGCGGUUCACCGACAACAAGCAGCAGAAGAAGAAGGCUGCAGCCGGGAAGAAAUCGGACCAAAAGAUGAAUUAUGCCUUCACCAAGGAGGACAGCAUUUUCCCCAACAUCCAGCUGCCUGGCGGUUUCAGCUCCAAGGCGACCGAAUUUAGAGAUAUGGCCCGGCAAGGCGAGGCAUGGCACAGCCCUGUCUUCGCUCUCGGGUCGGCGUCUAGAAGCAAGGACAUUCCUGCAGCUCCUAAGGUUGAAAGGAAAGCCAUCGCCACGUCGGCGGGCAGCACGGGCAAUAAUGCAGCCUAUGGCAUCAAUGACACGGACUUCGCCGAAAUCAGUCCGAAUGCUACAGCGUCUACGGCGGCUGGCACAGUGUCCGACGCGGCUGACACUGCCUCCACCGCGGCCUCCAAGAUGGGUGGCACAGCGCCCUCCGCGACCAGACAGUUUUAUCAGUGA
Molecule: messenger RNA, 2493 nt
Organism: Grosmannia clavigera kw1407
Lineage: Eukaryota; Fungi; Ascomycota; Sordariomycetes; Ophiostomatales; Ophiostomataceae
Exons: 3
Coding region: 1-2493 (830 amino acids)
Molecular function (GO): lipid binding
Source: RefSeq, a predicted model, not a curated record